Molecule: messenger RNA, 5953 nt
Organism: Contarinia nasturtii (swede midge)
Lineage: Eukaryota; Metazoa; Arthropoda; Insecta; Diptera; Cecidomyiidae
Product: proteasome-associated protein ECM29 homolog
Exons: 15
Coding region: 149-5851 (1900 amino acids)
Biological process (GO): proteasome assembly
Cellular component (GO): cytoplasm; nucleus
Molecular function (GO): molecular adaptor activity
Source: RefSeq, a predicted model, not a curated record
UUGUUUUGUGAUCGAACACAAUUCGAAUAAAUGCACAGAGUAUAUGAAAACAGUGAGUUAUAAAAGUCGAAUAAGUAACCGAUUACGGAAACGAAACCAGUGAUUUUUUUUAAUUUAUUAGUGAUUCAAUCAUUAUUUUACUACAGCGAUGUCGUCCGUAGAGUCAGAAAUUGAAUUGCUUGAGCGGGUUCUUUUUCGAUUGGGCACAACCGAAACUGAUGAACAACUUGAAGUAUCGGUCAAAAAAUUUCUGACACCAGUCUUACUGAAAAUCACAUCGCCAAACGAAUCCGUGCGAUGCAAGGUGAUGGAAGUUUUGACGCACGUCAAUAAACGAUUAAAGUCCAGACCAUUGGUUCAGUUACCAAUUGAUGCAUUACUUCAGCAAUAUCAAACAACUGAUUCAACGUUUUUGCACAAUUUUUCCAUAAUUUACAUAACAAUGGGAUUUCCUCGGCUUAGCCAAGAGGAACAAACCAAAUUGGCCACAUACCUAUUGAAUUGUUUAGAAGGAAAACCAGAAAAUCAUCAAGACAAAUUAUUGAUGUUAGUGUUGCCAUUGUUGGAAUCGAUCGAAAUACCAAAAGAUCCGGUAAAACGAUGCACUCUACUUGGUCUUAGCGAUAAACCGUCGACAAAAAAGCAAUUUUUGGCACUUUUACAAGAUGUCCUACUGCUACCGUACGGCGUCAUUCAAAGUGACGGCGAAGUUCCGGCAGGAAUGAGCUCAUACGCAUUCAAACGGGUCAUUGCAAAUGAGUGGAAGGCCGAAGAAUUGGAAAACCUGAAAAAAGGCAUUUGCCGUUUUCUAUGCAGCGGUGUAUUUUCCGAUCAUGAUAUUUUAACGUUGCUAGUUCUUGCUUCGGCCGAUACACGAUUUAGUGUUGCAACACCGGCCAUAGCCGAACUAAGUAAAAUCAAUUCAUCGCUUGAUUGGUCAGAUCCAGAAAUAACAGCACCAUUGUACACACUAUUUUUGGGAAACGGUUUAAAAAAUGCGGAACGCAAAACAAGCGCAUGCAGUGCACGUGUUCGUCAAAAAUUGUUACAGUAUUUGCUAAAGAGUCGAGGCAAAGGAAUCAAUACAGUGCGUGGCAUUCAAGUAAUUUUCGAAGCACUUUUCGGUGAAAAUAAUAAUCAAAAAUGCAAAGUAUUAGCACUUCAAUUUGCAAAGAAUUUGAUUCGAGAUGGUCAAAAGGAGCUAAUCGAUAAAAUUUCCAAAGUGAUUUUGUCGGGUGUAUCUAAAUUGAUUGGAGUUGAAUCAACUGAAACGGCUGAUAUUCAAAACGCAGCAUAUACAGCGAUUGCAAUGCUGGCACGAAAAUGUCCGGACAUCGUCAAUAAAGAUUUGCAACUAACCGUUGCCUACUUUAAUCAUUUGACACAAGCUCCAACCGAAUUGCACGAUUCCAUUCGUGAAGCAUUAAUUGCCAUUGCGCCCGCAUUUCAAUGGAAUAGCGGUGGUGGUGCUGCCGACGAUGAUACAACGGUAAGCACAUCGAAUUCGAAGGAUUUUGUACCAAAUUCAAAUCAAAAACUACUGCUUGCCAUGCUGAACGAACAUGCCGAAUCGAAAUCGACCAUCGUACAAAAUGUUACUUGCAUAUUUUUAACCAUUUGUUUCCCGGAUCACUUCGUGCCUGCACGAUAUCUCUUGCUUUUGAUAGCUGGCGAAAGAUCAUCAUUGCGUGAAACAAUCACACAACACUUAUACGGAGUUUCAAAGAAGGAUCACAUAAAUUAUUCGUACAUAUCGACGAUUGAUGAUGCAUCGACCAUAAAAACUGAAGCGCUUGACGUGAAUCAAUUAUCAGCCGAACAGCGUCGCGUUAUAUUGCCUUCGUUUAAAGAGAUGAUCAAUCAUGUGUAUGAAAUGAAUCAGAAGCGAUUGAGUAAUUCAUCGACACAGCGUUAUGUUUACGGUCGAGCCACCCUUACCUAUUCGUAUGAAGUGUACACAGAGAUUUUGGACUAUUUGCGAUUGUGUCUGUGGUAUUCAGCGGGCAUUCGAUCAAAUCCAAAUAACGCAAAAUUUGUAUCCAAAUUGAAUACGUACAUUCAAAACAAUUAUGAAGCGAACGAAGAGAAUUUCCUUCAAAAAUAUUUGAUGUUGGUGAAACAGAUUUUGGUGGCAAAGCGUGGAAAUAUCGAAUUAAUUUGCAUUUAUGAUUUAUUAAAUGCUGAAUUACAAACAUUAAGCCAACAAUGUUACGAUUUGAUGGAUAGUUUUGCAUUGUCAUUGAAGGAUGUUUCGGAAUAUACGCGAAUUUUGGUCUCACAAAGCAUCGGAAUUCUUUGGGCUAUUGGAAGUUCAUUUGAUCAGUUUAAUGCUUAUAUCAAAGAAGUAUUAAAUUCGUUAUCACAACGACAAAUCGAGCAUCGUCAUGGUAGUUUACUGGCAUUGUCGCAUGCAAUGCAUCGUAAAAUUGUCUCAUACCGAAAAUCAAAUGAAAAUAUCACAUCCGAAUGGGCCGAAUUGAAACAAGUCAUCGUUUUGUUAAUCGAUCACUUGACCGAUCAACAGCCAUUGCUGGUUUCGGCUGCGAUUAAUGGAAUUUCUUUGAUUGGUUCGGUGAUAAAAUUACCAUUACCUGAUUGCACGGAGAGUGAUGCUGGUUCGUCUUCGACAACAACAACCUAUGAUGCUGACGAUGAACAAAUGGAUGUGGAUGGUGAAUUAAAUGAAUACAGCAAAGCGUUUGUUGCACAAAAAAUUCUAUUUCUAUUGAAAAGUGCACAUUCACGGCCGAAAAUCCGAGAGGAAGCCGCUCAUUGUCUUGGCCAUUUGGCCAUCGGAGACGGUGCCUAUUUUACUCAAGGACACUUGAAAGCAUUCACCAAAAUGAUUAAAUUGACAAAAGAUCCCGCUCUGAAUAUCGCCAUUGCACAAUCGAUCGUUUUGACAGUUUUGGGACAUGAAAUUGAUGACAAUAAAGAAAGUCAUGGCGAAACAUUGAAUCCACAUUGCAGUGAUAAAUGUUUUGACGAAUUUUUAAACAGUAUCAUACGAAUGGUGGCGGAUCCAAACCCAGCAUCGCGACAUUCAAGUGGCAUAUGGCUAUUAGCACUUGUAAAAAAUUGCUCAAAACGUUCAUCGAUCUACAAACGAAAAGAUAUCUUACAAUAUGCAUUCACCGAACUAUUAUCAGAUGAUAGCGAAUUUGUACAAGAUGUGGCAUCGCGUGGCCUUGGAUUGGUGUAUGAAAUGUCGGCAGUGAAAAUUCAAGGCGAUUUAGCCAAUUCGCUAUUGAAUCAACUAUUAGGCGGAAAACGGCAGGUGAAUCAAGUCACCGAAGAUACAAAACUAUUCGAAGAAGGCGUACUCGGCAAAACUCCAACCGGUGGAAAUAUAACAACGUACAAAGAACUGUGCAGUCUUGCGUCUGAUUUGAAUAAACCAGAGAUGAUCUAUCAAUUCAUGCAACUCGCCAAUCACAAUGCGACGUGGAAUAGUAAACUGGGUGCAGCGUUUGGCUUGAAAUCAAUAUCGAAAGGGGCCAAAGAUCAAAUGAAACCAUUUUUAGAGAAAAUUGUGCCACGUCUCUAUCGUUAUAAAUAUGAUCCAACGCCAAAAAUUCAGCAUUCAAUGAUUUCCAUAUGGGAUUCAAUUGUAAGCGAUUCAAAAGAAACAGUUGAAACAUACUACUGGGCCAUUUUAGAUGAACUAUUGAAAAAUUUAACGGACGUUGAAUGGCGUGUACGAAUUGCAUGUUGUUUGGCUGUUCGUGACUUAAUCAAACGUUCAAAUGGCCUCAAAUUAAGAUAUCACGAUCGUCUUUUAUCGGUCAAAGCAAGCACCAGUGAUAACGAUACGAAAAUGGAAAUUGACGAAGCCGAAAAUUCAAAUCAUUCGGUUCAUUUGGGCAAUGAAGAAAUUCAAUGCAGUGAACCGGAACUGUACACACUCUGGAUACAGUUGUUCCGUGUUAUGGAUGAUGUGCAUGAAGGAACGCGAUUGGCUGCCGAAGGAACGGCCAAACAAUUGAGCAAGAUUUGUAUCGUCGCCGCAUCAACGAAUAAUGGGAAAGCUGGUGAAAUUGUAGCAAGCACUUUGAUACCGGUCCUAUUGAAUAUUGGUGUAACGAAUACGGUCGCCGAAAUUCGUUCGCUCAGCAUGAAAACGCUAUCCGAACUGAUUGAUUCGUCGGGCUCGUUGUUGACGCCACAUCUUCAAGUAUUGGUUCCAUGUUUAUUGAAGGCCACCGGUGAAUUGGAACUACCAAAAUUAUCGUAUAUGUCAAAUCAAUUGGGUGGCAAUGCGGAUGCUCAAGAAAUGAUCGACUCGGCCCGAGCCGAAGUGGCCAAACAACAUCAUUCAACCGAAACACUCACCAAAUGCAUUCGAUAUAUUGAAUAUGAUUCAUUGGAAAAGAUGACACCCGAUAUCGUUGAAUUGAUGAAGGUCACCGUCAAUUUGGGAACAAAAAUUGCGUGUGCGCAUUUCGUUUGCUUGAUCACGAUUCGAUUCCAGAAAGAGAUGCAACCCUUAGUUGGCAAAUAUCUGAGUGCAUGUUUCAAUGGUCUUAAAGAUCGUAAUAAUAUUGUUCGAAAAUACAACGGAUCGGCGAUGGGACAUUUGGUUGGAAUUGCAAAGGAUCAGUCUGUGAUUCGUCUCUUCACAAAGCUCACCGAUUUCUACUUUGAAAAUCAAUCAAACAAAGGUAUUCCGCAAACAAUAUCCGCAAUAAAUAAGCGUCAUCAAGAAAUUCUAAAGGAUUAUUCGGCGCACAUAUUGCCAUUGAUAUUCUUUGCGAUGCAUGAACAAGUCAACGAUGACAAUCGUACAACGAUUGAAUCAUGGAAAGAGCUAUGGAUGGAUGUGAGUCCCGGCGAUGCUGGUAUUCGUAUGAAUCUUGAAUCGAUAAUGCCAAUGUUGGAAAAAUCAUUGAACGAUUCAUCGUGGAGUAUAAAGGCACAAGGUGCGAAUGCAAUAAAUACGAUUGCAACACGUUUGGGCAAAAAUUUAGAUCAUGCCGAACGUAAUCGUUUGAUCAAUGCUCUAUUGCAAGCAAUAAGCGGUCGAACAUUUCAAGGAAAAGAACGUUUACUUGAAGCAUUGGCCAGUCUAUGUGAUGGACUGAAAAAAGAUGAUUCACAAAUUCAUCAACAAAUUAUCGAUUCGGUGAUGAAGGAAUGCAACAAAGAAGAGCCAAUCUAUCGAACACAUGCGCUGAAAGCAAUCGGCGAUGUGUUGGAACAUUUGGAAGAGGAUCGUUUUGAGGAAUUGUACAAUAUGAUUUGGUAUUUGAUUGAUAAAAAGGAUUUGGCAUCGGUUACCGGCGACGAUGAAGAGAAAAAUCUAUCGUCUGACGAACGAAAUAAACGUGCUAUGAUUUUUAUCAAUUUAAAAGAAACGGUUUGUGAAACAAUGGGCAAAGCAUGGCCAGCCCAUUCAUUGGAAACACAGAAAAAGUAUCAAUUGAUGUUUGUCGAACGAUGUGUUCAAUGUUUGCAAAACAAUACUCGUCCCGUGCAAUUGGCAUUGCUGAUUGCAUUAGGAAAAUUUGUGGAACGUUUGAAAAUUCUUGAGGUGCCGAGUAAAUCGAAUGCGGAAAGUGCAGGCGAAAAGAAAUUUAAAAUCGAUGAAAAUGAGGGAAUUCUUCAGAAAAUCUGCACCGAUAUUUUAUCGGCCGUGGUCUCGGUGUCAGCCAUUCCACAUACGGGUUUGAAAAAGGAAGCGCUCAAUAUUUUAUUGACAUUAUCGAGUCGUCUGAUUGAAAAACAAGCAACACAUGAACUGGCACUGUUGAAGCGAACUUUCGAUGAGAUUUUGGCUACACUGCAACGUGACAAUGCACCAGAGAUUAAAAUUCGAGUGAAGGACAUCGAAGAAAAAUUGAAAAACGUCUAAAUCAAAAGGGAAAUCGAGUAAUUUGUGGUGUUUGUAAAAAUCUCGGUCAUUCUUAAUAUAAAAAGAAUAAAAUUUCAAAAUAAUAAUAAUAAUAAUUUUAAA